CAAAGCGCGCCCUGGCGUUGGACUUGGAAGCCAGAAAGACCGGAUAAAUUCCGCCUUUGUCACCUGGGCAUAAGUGAGGUUCUUAUCUGAAAAUAAGGAUAGUAGUUAAAAACUGCUUUGUGGUGUUGUUCAGAAAGAGGCCUAAAUCUCAAUGUCUUUGGAACGUUCUUUGGAACGUCUUUGGAACGUUCAUCUCUUGUGUGGCAAGCAGCAGAGGAGCCCUGGGGACAGGAGUCCCACCUGGAAGAAAAGUUUAUCUGACAGGAACCAUAUUCACCAAAGCUUCAGAACAAAUGCAGAAGAACCCAGAAAGGAGUGGGUCCUAAUUUGUUCCACCAGAAGCAUUUUGUUAUUACCUUUUCCAGAAAGAGCCAGACUUGGUGAUGUCACCACAUCCAGAAGCCAUCACAGACUGUAUGACAGUGGAAACUGGUCCAGCUUGCAGAAGGUGGUGAGCUGGGGUUGGAAGAGAUUGGUGAUUGUCAGGCCGUACAAGAAAAGCCAAGCCAGAGCCAAGGAAAUUCAUUCUCUGUCCCUAAACAGCCCCCUAUUUUCUUCAUUCUUCACUUACUUUGCAGAUUCUGAGCCACUCUCUCAUUGUGUCCAUCAGAAGGGGCAUCUAGGGAUAUGCUGAGGCUUCCUUUAUCCUGAACAUAAAGAAUUACAAAAUGACAGUAUAGGAGUAGAUUUCUAUCUCUGACUCUUUUGAAACUUUUAAAAAACUGGAGCCUCAGAUGUAUGUCCCCUGGUCACCCAGGACAGAGCUAGGAGGAAAGCAUAGUGCUGUUCAUUCUGUCACACCUUAUCCUUCACAGUUGUCCGUACUCUCCCAACAACAGCAGAAAAUGGACACAACUCAGGCAUCAGUGUCAUUCAAGGACGUGACUGUGGAGUUCACCCAGGAGGAGUGGCAGCAAAUAGGUCCAAUUCAGAGGACCCUGUAUAGAGAUGUGAUGCUGGAGAACUACAACAACCUGGUCUCAGUGGGGAACUGCAUUUUCAAACCAGCAGUAAUCUUCAAAUUGGAGCAAGGAGAGGAGCCUUGGUUCUUAGAAGAAGAAUUCUUAAACCAGAGCCACCAAGAAGAUUACAGAGAUGAUUACCUGAUCAAGAGGAACAAGAAAAUCAAAGACAACCACUUUCAGGAAGUAAUAUCCAUUGAUAAUAAACUAUUGACUGGAGAGGAAGAGGAAAUUUUGGGAAAACAGUUUAAUCUGCACAUAGCUCCUGUUUCAACAAAAAUGUCCUGUAAAUAUGACUCAUGGGGAGUAAAUUUGCAAAAUAUUUCCCAAUUUAUCAUUAAUAAUAGAAACUAUUCAACAAAAAAACCAGAUUGCUGUAGUGUAUGUGAAAAUUUGUCUUUCAAAAUUAAGUUUGAGAGAAACCACACUGGAGAGAAGUUAUAUGAAUAUAAUAGUAGUGGGGAAGCUUUCAGUUAUAAGGAAAAUCCUCCUGAGAGUCAAAAGUGUCAAACGUUGGAGCAAGCUUUUAAAUAUAAUGAAAUUGGAAAAACCAUCUUUGAUGAGGCUGCCUGUGUUACACAUAAGAAUAUUCACACAGGAGAAAAAUCCUAUAAAAAUGAUGGAUUUAGGGGAAAAAAUGAAAAAACAACUGUCUUUAACUAUAAAACAACUGGGACAGGGGAGAAAUACCCUCAUCUUAACCAAUGUGGGAAAUCCUUCUGUGAGAAGUCAGCUCUCAAGGAAUACAAUAAAUUCAACAUGGCUGUGAAACAUGAAUGUAAUGCAAGUGGGAAUAAUUUCUACAAGAAGUCAUACUUCACUCAACCUCAGAUACCUGUCACAGAAGAGAACUCAUUAGUAUGUAAUGACAGAAGACAAACUGGGGAUAAAUCCUUUGAAUAUCAUGAAGAUAGGAAAUCCUACCACAUAUCAGCCCACAAAGUACGACAGCGAAGUCACUCUGAAGUAAAACCCUAUAAGUGUAAUGAAUGUGGUAAAUCUUUCUUUCAAAAAGGACAUCUCAUUCAACAUCAGAGAACUCACACAGGAGAGAAACCAUUUGAAUGUAAUGAAUGUGGAAAAACCUUCUCCCAGAAGUCACACCUCAGUACACAUCAGAGAAUUCACAGAGCAGAAAAACCCUAUAAGUGUAAUGAAUGUGGGAAAACAUUUGUCCAGAAGUCAACCCUCAGGGGACAUCAGAGAAUUCAUACAGGAGAGAAGCCUUAUAAAUGUAGUGAAUGUGGGAAAACUUUUGUUCAAAAGUCAACCCUCAGAGAUCAUCACAGAAUUCACACAGGAGAGAAAUCCUUUCAGUGUAAUGAAUGUGGGAAAACUUUUGGUCAGAAGUCAAACCUCAGAAUACAUCAGAGAACACAUAGUGGUGAGAAAACAUAUCAGUGUAACGAAUGUGAAAAAUCGUUCUGGCGAAAAGACCAUCUCAUUCAACAUCAGAAAACACACACAGGAGAGAAACCUUUUAAAUGUAAUGAAUGUGGGAAAACUUUUGCCCGGACAUCAACCCUUAGAGUGCAUCAAAGAAUUCAUACUGGGGAGAAACCAUUUAAAUGUAAUGAAUGUGGGAAAAAAUUUGUCCGGAAGGCAAUCCUUAAUGAUCAUCAGAGAAUUCAUACAGGAGAGAAACCUUUUCAGUGUAAUAAAUGUGGGAAAACUUUUGGCCAGAAAUCAAACCUCAGAAUACAUCAGAGAAUUCACAGUGGUGAAAUCUUAUAA
Acinonyx jubatus (cheetah) is the source of this 2696-nucleotide messenger RNA. RefSeq names its product zinc finger protein 510. Gene Ontology annotation, biological process: regulation of transcription by RNA polymerase II. The transcript is spliced from 6 exons. The record is from RefSeq and is a predicted model, not a curated record. The coding region runs from base 735 to 2696 and encodes 653 amino acids. Gene Ontology annotation, molecular function: DNA-binding transcription factor activity; RNA polymerase II cis-regulatory region sequence-specific DNA binding. Lineage: Eukaryota; Metazoa; Chordata; Mammalia; Carnivora; Felidae.